Parasteatoda tepidariorum (common house spider) is the source of this 1122-nucleotide messenger RNA. Lineage: Eukaryota; Metazoa; Arthropoda; Arachnida; Araneae; Theridiidae. The record is from RefSeq and is a predicted model, not a curated record.
AUGAAAGUAAUUAGUGCUAUUCCACCGUACAACAGACCAAUGCAAAAGACAUCUACGAUUGAUGAUAUGUUUGAGGCAACUGAAAGUAGCUGUUUGAUCUGCGCAAUUCCUCCCUGCAACGGACCAGUACAUAAUACAUUGACGAUUAAUGGUAUCUUUGAAGCAACUGAAAGUAACUGUAUGGUUAGUGCAAUUCCUUCAAGCAACAUUCUUGAGCAAAAUACAUCUACGAUUAAUGAUGUCAUUGAAGCUACUGAAAGCAGCUGCAUGGUUAGCGCAUUUCCUCUCUACAACAGGCCAAUACAAAAUACAUCAACGAUUAAGGACAUCUUUGAAGCAACUGAAAGUAUCUCUAUGGUUAGCGCAAUUUCUCCAUGCAACAAAUCAAUGCAAAAUACAUCAACGAAUAAUAUCUUUGAAGGUGAAAGUAACAGUAUCAUUAGUGCAAUUCCUCCAUGCAACAGACUAGUGCAAAAUACGUCUACGAUUAAUGACGUCAUUGAAGUAACUGAUAGUAGCUGUAAGAAACAACCUUCUUUGAUGAAUUCGGAAGUUUUCGAACUUGAAUCUCUGAAGAGACUUUCGAAUGAUUUCUCAAAAAUUUUUGAACAAUCCAUCAACACCGACUUCACUUUUUGUGUAGAUGGCAACGACUUAAAAGUACACAAAACUAUCUUGCGUGCCCGAUCACCUGUGUUUGAUAGAAUGCUUAAUCAUAUCACUGGCGAAUUAUUCGAUUUGUCAAACUCAAUCGAUAUAACAGAUAUUCGAUUACCGGCGAUGAAACGAUUUGUGAAUUAUUUGUAUUCCGGGACUUAUAGAAGAGCAAGUUUCGAUGAGACCUGCGAUCUUUAUUAUGUCGCUGAUAAAUAUGAAGUUCUGACUCUGCGUGAUUCAUGUCGGAGGGAGCUGCUUAAUAUUCUGCAAGUCAGCAAUGCAUGCUCUUUGCUGAAACUUGCAAACCACCAUAGCGAUGAUGUUUUGAAGAAUGAAGUGAUGAAAUUUAUUGAAACACAUUUCAAAUCCAUUGUAGAAACUGAAUCUUGGGAAGAACUGGUUAACAACCACACGAAAUUGGCGGCAACUGUAAUGCGGAUUUGUGCACGAGCAUUAUCCGUAUGA